Messenger RNA from Desarmillaria tabescens, 981 nucleotides. RefSeq names its product putative hscarg dehydrogenase. The record is from RefSeq and is a predicted model, not a curated record. The transcript is spliced from 2 exons. Lineage: Eukaryota; Fungi; Basidiomycota; Agaricomycetes; Agaricales; Physalacriaceae. Gene Ontology annotation, cellular component: nucleus. The coding region runs from base 1 to 981 and encodes 326 amino acids.
AUGUCUCCCAAAGUUAUCGUCGUUUUUGGUGCUACAGGACAGCAGGGUGGCUCUGUCGCUGCUUCGUUUCUCAAGAACAAGGACUACACCGUCCGAGCUGUCACCCGAAACCCAGAUAGCGACAAGGCGAAGGCGCUUGCUGCCAAUGGCGCCCAAGUAGUCGCUGCAGAUCUCGACGACUACAAGAGCCUCGUCAAGGCAUUCCAGGGCGCGUCUGUCGCUUUUGGCGUAACAGAUUUCUGGACACUGUUACCGAUCGUCGGAUUGGAUGGUGCCUUUGAGGGCGAGAUCCAGCAGGGCAAGAACCUCGCCAAUGCCGCAGCAGCCACCCCCACGCUCGAGCACUACGUUUGGAGCAGUUUACCAUCUGCAACAACCACUACCCAAGGCAAAGUCUUCGUUCCUCAUGUUGAUAGUAAAGCGCGCGUCGACGAAUACAUCCAUUCCACCCUUCCUGAUCUCGCGAAGAAGACCACUUUCUUCUGGGCCGGAUUUUACGCUACAAACUUGGGGAGCUUUGUGCCUCCGGUAAAGCAGGAGUCGGGGAAGUACGCAUGGGUUCUGCCGUGUACACCGAAGGCAACAGGUCCUAUGAUGGGACUGACGGACGCGAAUGUGGGCGUUUUCGUCAGUGCGAUCCUGGCGAAGCCCGAGAUUACUCUUCCUGCGAAGAUCGUCCUCGGGUCGGUUGAAGUGUUGACGAUGGGCAAGGUUCUGGAGUUAUGGGGAGAGGUGAAUGGUGUCGAGACAGUCUUUGUGCAGAAAGAUCCCGAGGAGUACGCCGCUUCGUUCUUUGCUGGUCCGGUCUUUGGGAAGGAGUUAGUGCUGAAUAUAGAAUUCUUCGAGCAGGGCUUGGAAGGUUGGUCAAAGAGUGGCGAGAAGAUUUUGACGAAGGAAGAUCUUGGGAUCCAGGAUGCAGAGUUGGUCAGUACAAAGCAGGCGUUUGAGAGGAUGGACUGGAGCAACGUUGUAAAGGCAUAG